CAACACAUCUCCAACUGUAACGCUACGCCAUAGUUCAUGCAUAAUGGUGAUGCCAAGCAGUGCCAAGGAAAACCUUUUAGAAACCCCCGGAAAUACCGAGUAUUUACCCACAACAAAAAUUGUCUCAGCUGUGCCCCUGGCAGUGCACCCUUUCACCCUCCAAAUUCUCCCUAAACCCUCAAACCUACGAUAAACUUCCCCUCCCCUUCCCCCAAAAAUAAUCGAUAAACAGUGAAAAAACAAUUUCCCCCGUGGUGAGCCCCUGUUCGCCCCCCCACAAGCCCUUAAAUCCUCACAAACAAAGUUGCAAAUCAUCAAUAAGUGAACCUCCCCCAUUGUUUGUAAACAUAAUUUUGUAUCGACUGCAGCCCCUCCCUCCCCCCGUUGAAAGUUCGGUUUGAUUAGAAAAGUUGAAGAAUUAAGCCACUGAAGUGAUUGUGACAAGAACAUAAUUAAAAAAAAAAUCUCAGCAUAUAAAAAUCGUGUAAUUUCGAUAAAAUGGACGACGAGGAGGGCUCAUCGAGUUCAGGACCAAUGUCAUCCCUCAACAGUCUGUUCUCUUUCACCUCCCCAGCAGUAAAAAAACUCCUGGGCUGGAAGCAGGGUGACGAGGAGGAGAAAUGGGCAGAGAAGGCAGUGGACUCCCUUGUAAAAAAACUGAAAAAACGAAAGGGAGCAAUUGAAGAGCUGGAGAGAGCCCUGAGCUGUCCAGGCACCCCCAGCAAGUGUGUGACAAUUCCCAGAAGUCUUGAUGGCAGACUUCAAGUUUCCCAUCGUAAGGGCCUACCCCACGUGAUCUACUGCCGAGUGUGGAGAUGGCCGGACCUCCAGAGCCAUCAUGAGCUCAAACCACUGGAACUGUGCCAGUAUCCAUUCUCAGCCAAGCAGAAGGAGGUCUGCAUCAAUCCCUACCAUUACAAACGCGUUGAGAGCCCAGUAUUGCCACCAGUUCUUGUCCCAAGGCACUCUGAAUUCGCUCCUGGCCACUCUCUGCUGCCAUUUCAGCAGCUACCUGAGCCCACAAUGCCUCACAAUGUCUCCUAUUCGUCGAAUGGCUUCAACAAUCAGGCUGGAUCUCCAACAGCUGUAGGGACAACUGGAAAUAGCAACAGUCUGGGGCCAACUUCACCCAUGUCCUCGGUGACGUCAGUGGCCAGUCCUGGGGGAACAAAUUCACCCAAUCCCCAGAGCCCUUAUGGCACUAAUGGACUACCAGAGACACCUCCACCUGCCUACUCACCACCUGAGGAUGGCUCACAGACUGGACAAUCACCACCACCAGAUCCCAAUGCUAUGGAUACUGGUGGAUCAACUGAGGUUGCUCCUGUUUGUUAUCAGGAACCACCUUAUUGGGCUUCUAUCGCUUAUUAUGAACUCAACUGCAGAGUUGGAGAGGUGUUUCAUUGCCAAUCCCAUUCCAUCAUCGUUGAUGGCUUCACCAAUCCCAGCAACAAUUCCGAUAGAUUCUGCCUUGGACAGCUGUCCAAUGUCAACAGAAAUUCAACAAUCGAGAACACCAGGAGGCAUAUUGGAAAAGGGGUUCAUCUUUAUUAUGUUGGGGGAGAGGUAUAUGCUGAGUGCUUAUCUGAUUCCGCCAUUUUUGUACAGUCCAGAAACUGUAAUCAUCAUCAUGGCUUUCAUCCAAGCACUGUCUGCAAAAUUCCUCCUGGAUGCUCACUCAAGAUCUUUAACAAUCAAGAGUUUGCACAGUUACUGUCGCAGAGUGUCAAUCAUGGAUUUGAGGCUGUCUAUGAGCUGACAAAGAUGUGUACCAUCAGGAUGUCAUUCGUAAAGGGCUGGGGUGCCGAGUACCACAGACAGGACGUGACUUCCACUCCCUGCUGGAUAGAAGCUCACCUACAUGGACCACUGCAAUGGCUGGACAAAGUCCUCACGCAAAUGGGGUCGCCACACAACGCCAUAAGUUCUGUUUCAUAGACUCUUUGAGGGAAGGAACUUGUUACAUGUUUGUUCAAUGAGGAAAAACUAUAGAUUAGCCACGUAGAUGCACGCUACAGCGUAACUCACGAUAUACGUAAGGGAAUUUAUCGUUAACUUGUGAGAGAUGAUAACAAUUUUCAGUUGAGGAUUCGUGUCAUUUCGGUUUUUGGAGGGAAAGGGCCUAAUGAGUGAAAAUGAUGACUUAGCAGAGAUGAAAAAUGAAGAGGAAUUGCAAAGUAAAAUAGUUUGGGAAGAAAUAAUAUUUUUAAUACCAUUAGAAGUAUAAAAAUCCACAUAAAGUAGAAUGGAACAGAAUGGGAUGUCAUUAAUCUUUGAUAUUUUGAGAUUGGUACAGUAAAAAAUGAGGGUUCUUUUUCAUUUUGAAGAUCUGUUUUUAAGCUUUGAAAUGACUGAAAAUUAUUCAAUUUCGCUCGGCCAUUGCUGAGGUAUUGAUCAUCGAAGACGUUCAACGAAGUCAAUCGCAAAUAUCGUAAGACUACGGUUUCCAAAUUAUUGGACAUUAAUGAAGGCCCAUGCUGCUCUGCUGUCCACUGUUACGAUUAUUAACUGUUCAUUAAGAAAACCAACACAUGAAAGGUCUCAAAAAUCCAAAUCACGACUUCGGUUAAAAUUUGAUUCCUCAAACUAAAAUAUAAACUGCACAAUAUUCCACUCUCACGAGUUGACGUACCCCAUGAAUCUAGUGUUAUAAGUGACGAGACUGAAAUGUCACGUAAACGUGAAUGGCGAAAAGUUGACGAACUCCAUUGGUAAAACUAAUCACGAGUGACAGUUGCCUGCAUAAAAAAUGGUUGUCGUAAGCUUGAGCCAGUGCUACGCAAUAUUAAAAUAAAGAAUAAAGGAAUGAUAUGCAGAUAAAAGUAUCUCCAGAGUGAAAAUGUCCAGAGAUAAAUGAUUUAAUGAAAUAACGAAUUGUAGUCAAUACUGUUAAGUGAAAAUAAUUAAUCGUUCUGGAGAUUAUCUCGAGAAAAUAUUUUUCAAAUUUUAUGAAUAACGACAGUACAGUCAGUUGAAAAAGUUCGUGAAUGAGCUGAAGUUGAUUGCAAAUGGUGGUUCUAUGAAAUGCACAAUCGGUCAAAUAAGUUUAUAAAAGACUUGAAGUUGACCCCACAUUAAAAAGCGAAACUGGACUCAGUGCUUUCAGCUGCAGUUAACUUCAAAUCGUGUGUCAAUUCGUUUGGCCCAUUACGUUUAACGUGUCUGUUAGCAACUUCCGUUCAUUUACGAACUAUUUUUGACAGUGUAAUAAAUUCGUAGAACACUUGAAGGUGGCUGUAAGAGGCAAUCGAAUCAAAGGCCAAGGCUUUCAGAGGCAGCCAACUUCAAGACAUCCACAAAUUUAUUUGGCUGACUGCAUUCCACGUUGUCAAACAUUAAUGUGCAAUGACUAAUCGUUCAAAAUUUACGAAUUGUUUUUUGUAGAAAAACAAUUAAUGUUAUGAUAGUGUCUUAAUGUGAAGAAAGUGUCUUAAUGAAAGUAUUAAGAAUGUAAUUGGCAAAUGAUACUUAUGUUGAUCCGUGAAUCUCACUGUAAUAUUUCAUCGAGUGUAUCGACAAGUGAUUGAACCAUUUCGAAGCAUUUGGUAUGUCCGAUGUCCAUUGAUUUUCCAACAAUUGUUUACUGAUAUUUUUUAGCUUGACUCGUGUGAAAGGAAAUUACCAGAAAAACCUAGCAAAUUUGAUAAGGGAAUUUUCACUUUUUCGUGCCGCUCUGAGAAUUCUGUCAAUAUUUCCCAUUGUUUCAUGCCAAUAGAUUUUUUUCUUCAGACAUUAUUGAACGUAAAUUGUCAUUUUUUUCUAGUUUUUUUACAUAAAAAAUACAUAGAAAUGAAACUGGGAACAGGUUUUCCUGGUGAAUUUUUUUGAUACAUUGACCGUCCAUAAUUGAAGACAGUUUUACAGAAACUUGAUACAUCUUAUUGAUAACUGCUUGAUAACAAUUUUGACAAUAUGUACAUGCGCCUUUGACAUACGUCACACUGAUACCAUUUUAAUCUACGAUUUAUAUUUUGGGUUCUUUGAUAGAAUUUACUGUAUAAGAAUAAAUACAAUAUAUUUACAAAUAUUUACAGAUAUAAAUGAGGGAAUUGUGGAUGUCACGGGGGUUCAGUGAAAUAUCAUCGGAAUAUUUCCCAAAAGCACAAAAUUGAGUGAGUAAAGAAGAAUUAAGGGUGAAAAAGGAAAGUGUCAAGGGGAUUUUGACAUUAUUUUUUUAUUGUUUAGUGGUUAGGUCUUGCCUGUGACAUCCUCAACAUUCGCAGCGAAUAUUUUCAAAAUACUAUUAAUGAAGAAAAAAAAUGAUAAAAGAAAGGGAGAGUGGGGCAAAUUGGAGCGUCGAUAUCUUGGGAUCGGCUGAGUGAAAUGCAAUAAAUUUCCUCCAUUUUAAAGGUCUGUUUGUAGGCUUUGAACUGAAAAAAAAAUCAUUCGAAUUCUCUCAGUAGAUUUCAAGAUAUGAACCUUUGAAGAUCUCCCAUUGUGUCCCUCUCUCCUCUAAAUAAAUAAAGCCUGAUCUCAUGGUGGUCCUAAAAUUAAUUGAUUUAAUUGCACUGGAGGUGCAGAAUUAUGUGGAGAAAACGAUAGUGCCGUUAAUUACGACCAGUCAACUGUUGCAAUAAAUGCUGUGCAAUUGCUGGUGAGAGUAAUUACCUGUGAAUAAUGCCUUGCUUUAUGUAUAUUACAAGUACAUGCCAAAAUUGGCAAGUUAGUGUACGAACAUGAGUGUCUAUGCUGGUAUGCAAUGUAUGACUCGAUGUGGAGAAGAGUUGAGGAAUGAAGGGUGUUUUUUCAAGGAGUGAGUGUUCAGGAAGAUGAGGGAAUUGUUUACCUUUAGGUAUGAUUAUUAGUCGGGUCUACAAGUGGGUUCAGUGGAACAUUUCCUAUUUACUCGUAAUAAAAAUUAUGGAUUAAGUAUCAAUAA
Messenger RNA from Diachasmimorpha longicaudata, 4879 nucleotides. Its product is annotated as protein mothers against dpp-like. The coding region runs from base 499 to 1938 and encodes 479 amino acids. Gene Ontology annotation, molecular function: DNA-binding transcription factor activity, RNA polymerase II-specific; RNA polymerase II cis-regulatory region sequence-specific DNA binding; I-SMAD binding. The record is from RefSeq and is a predicted model, not a curated record. Gene Ontology annotation, biological process: regulation of transcription by RNA polymerase II; SMAD protein signal transduction; transforming growth factor beta receptor signaling pathway. The transcript has 2 exons. Gene Ontology annotation, cellular component: heteromeric SMAD protein complex. Lineage: Eukaryota; Metazoa; Arthropoda; Insecta; Hymenoptera; Braconidae.